Molecule: messenger RNA, 6451 nt
Organism: Klebsormidium nitens
Lineage: Eukaryota; Viridiplantae; Streptophyta; Klebsormidiophyceae; Klebsormidiales; Klebsormidiaceae
Source: the annotation of a GenBank genome assembly
GCACAAGCUCCGUUUGGCAGAAGGUGAAAGGACGCGCUGUGGCUCUGACAUCUUUGCAAGUUGCAAUUGUGCAAACCUGCCAGGAGCAACUUGGGAAAGGAUGCAAUCCUGCGCUAUCAUGGGUGCCCAGGUGGGACGCAGGUGGGCAGAAGGGCAGAAGGUUGCAGGAGGGGUUCUGCAUUGAGAAAAACGCAUCUACCUAGGUGAAGGAUUUGGGGGUUUUGCAGAGGUUUCAAAGUUUCCAUGCUCGCGUUUGGUGACCAGCUGUAGCAGCCAGCUGUUUUUGAAACCAUCAAAUCAAGUUAGGGGUUUGUGUAGCAUUUCUUAGCAUGCUAAAGCCAUGCGGUAGUUUGGCACCUCAAAAGGUGCAAGGAGGUGAGGAACAGACUGAUUACAUCAUGGGUUGAAGUGGAAGGGAGCGGAUGCGCGCAUGAUUGCACGCGCAAGAGGGAUGUCAAGGGCAGGGGACAGUGUCAUUUUGGAGGAGCAGCUGGAUGAGAAUUACGAGCCUAAUCAUGAAGAGAUCCUGGAAUACGCAAAAUGGCUGGGGAUGGACGUACAGCGCGAGCCGGAUCUUGUGUGGAUUGCACGGGAGGGCCUCAAGGCGCCGCUGCCCGAGCACUGGAAGCCCUGCCGCAUGCCCGACAACGACAUCUACUACUUCAACUUCCAGACGGGGGAGAGCACGUGGGACCACCCUUGCGAUGAUUACUACCGAAAGCUUUAUGCGGAGGAAAAGAGGAAGCACGACUGGCACCUGCAGCGCGGCAUGGCCCCCACAACUGCACCGCCGCAAGGACGGGGCCAGGGCGGCGAAUCGGCCCGGAAACGGCUCCCCGCUCUCCCCCCCGAGUAUGCCGGACACAUGGAGGGUCCGCCGGCCCCCCGAGGAUUUGAUGAGAACCGCUCUCCGGAGAUGCGAUGGAACGGAGACAUGAGGCCGCGCGCGGCGCAGGACGGAACUCCCCAGUCGUUGCGGCGCAUGCCUGGAACCGGCGAAGGCCCCGGGGGGUCGCACGUGCGGCCCAGAAUCAUGUCUCCUCCGCUGCCCACGUCCGUGCUGGUUCCCAAGUAUGAGCUAUACGGGCAGCGGCAGGCGGCGGAACGGGCGUCGAGCACUCCCCCAACAUUUGGCAAAGGAGACGAAGAGUGGGGCCGCGACGCCCGCCCCCCCCCUGCCCAUCCCGGGGCUUUUCAGCAGUCGUCCCCCCUGACGCAACGCUCCAUCUCCAGCACCCCCCGAGUCUCAAACAGCACCCCCAACUCUCUUAACCGUGGCGGGGGGAAGCAAUGGGUGCAACCUCAGACGCAACCUCAGACCCCCCGUGCUAGCUCAUCCAUGGGGAACUCCCCGUACCAUGGCGCUUCCCCCACCCAGACUUCUCUCCGCAAUGGGGGGGUCGUUGCGGACUGGUCUGACAGUGAAACCAGUGACGAGGAAACGCACCCUGCGAGGGGGGGUUCUUUUGGACAGUCGGAGCAAAAGCGGCAGCCCAGCAAGGCGCCCGCGAGCGCCAACCCCGACGAGCACAUCGUGAAGGCGCAGGAAGCCGCGUACCGGCGCGAGUUUUUGGCGCGGCAGAGGCAGGAGCGAGAGGAGUGGGAAAUCGACGUGCGGCAAAAAGAGCGUGUGGCGCGCGAGGAGUGGGAGACCGACAUGAUGAAAGACACCGACAAGUGGAAGAUGAGGCGGCGAGACGAGAUUUUUCAGGAACGGCAUUUGCUCGAGGAAGAGUAUAACGAGCAGAUUGCACGUUUGAAGGAUAAGGAAGACUCCACGCUCAACCAGAUGGCGGCAGCCAGUCACGGCCGCAUGGCGGUCAUUGAGGAGCGCCACCUGGCGGGCCUCGAUGCGCUGAAAAAGGAACGGGAAGAGCUGUUGCAGAGAGCCGUCAAUGAGAACCGGCAGCUGCGCGAGGCUUCUCAUGGGGGCAAGUCGCUGCCCGGGAGCGUGGCUGAGGCUGAGGCGCUGAUCCGGGACGCGGAGGCGGCGGCCGAGGAGCGCAAGGCGGUGCUGCUGGAGGAGGCGCAGCAAGCGGUGGAUGAGGCCAAGCAGAGGAUGUUGCAGCAAGCGCGGGCGGAGGUGGAGGGAGAGAAGCAGAGGAUGAUGCAACGGUUGCGGAAGGAGUUGGAGCAGCGCCAGGCGGAGAUGGAGCCCGCAUCGCCCCACUACUCCCCAACCGACGACCGACCGGCAGACCCGAGCGAGAAGGUGGUGCGCUGGAAAGCCAUUAUGCAAGAGGAGAAGGUGUCAGCGCGCCAACGAGAGGGCCUCGCAGAGAAGGUGGCCCAGAUGAUGGCGGGCGAGGAGGCGCGCAUGCUGGAUGCGGAGCGGCGGCGUGUGCAGGCGCGCAUUGAGGCGCGGCUCGGGGCCGAGGAACAGCGGCUGGUGCAGGAGCGGAUGCAGGUGAUCGAGGCGCAGCUGCGGCAGGACGAAGAGACGGUGUACGGCAAGCGGAGGCAGGAACUGGAGGAGCGCAUCCAGGAGCGCGUGCGCGGCGAGGAGGAGGCGGCCGUGCUGCGGAAGCGCGCAGAGCUGGAGGCCAAUCUUGCGCGAACGUUUGAGAAGGAGCGCGGCGACCGAGAGAUCAGCUUGCGUUUCGAGCUCGAGAAGGAGAUGCAGGCGCGGCGCAAGGCUCUGAAAACCGAGAUGGAAAAGAAGUCACAAAGCGAUUCCUCCGGCUCCGGUAGCCCGAGCGGGUUUAUGGCUAACCUUCUGCCGGGUCAAGCGCUGACCGAGACACAGCUAGUAGACCAAGAGCGAGCGCAAAUGCUGGAGCGGGUGAGGGUUCUGGUCGCGAAAGAAGAGGAGCAACUGCUCAAAGAACAGAGGGAAUCGCUGACGGAGAAAGUCAAGCAGACGUUGUCGGAGGAGGGCGGCGGCGUUGUGGAAGACAAGCGCAUGAGCGAGGGUGAGAAUAAGGCCCAGGAGGAGUUCACACUAGAACGGAGCCUGUCCAUGGAGGGGUUACAGGAAGGGUUGCGGGAGGGUUUGGGACGGGGCGAAGAAAUUGCGAGGGCGGAGGAGGAGGGGCGGGCGCGGUUAGCGCGGGUUAAGGAGGAGGUUGAGGAGCAGGUUAGGGUGGCGAGGGAGAAGGAGCUUGCGGAGUGGGAAGCGAGGACGAAGGGAGAACUAGAGGCGGCGAAAGAGCGGCGCGUUGCGCAGAUGCGGGGCGAGAUGGAUAUGCUGGUCAAGUCGGAGAGGCUCAAGUUGGCGAAGCAGCGCGAGAAGGACGUUGCGGAAGCCAAACGCAAAGCCGAAGAAGAGCGGCUGAGCGCAGAGUCAAGCCCUACGCCAGUCUCUGUUCUUCCGGGGUCUGUGGAUCAGUUGGUCAAUGAAGCCGAGCUUCGGAAUGAAAACGAGCGCGCACUAAGCGAGCUUCGGGAAACGUUAAAGCAGGAGCAUGCGCACGCAGUGGAGCAACUAGAGGCGGAGCACAAACAGUCGCGAGCAGAGUUUGAGAAGGAACGGGCAGAGCUGCGGGAGCAACUAGAGGCGGCCAGAAAGGAGAAGCUAGAGUGGGAGGAGAGUGAGGAACUCGAGAGGAAGAAACGGGAGGCGGAGAAGGAGGAGAGACUAGAACAGGAGAAACUAGAGGGGGCGGAAAAGGAGGGCGAGAGGGCGGCCGCGGAGAACGAGGGCCGGGAACAGCUGGAGGCGGUGCGGAAACGGUUAGACGAGCAGUUGGCGGAGCUGAAUCGGACGGCGGAGGAGGGGCUAGAGGCGGCGCGGAAAAAAAUGGAGGGUGAGCGUGAUGCCGAGGAGCAGCGGCAGAGGGAAGCGAUGGAGGCGGAGGUCGCGGAGAAGGUGCGCAAGGACAGGCGGCGCAUCCUGGAGGACGAGAAGAAGAAGGAAGCGGAGCUCAAGAAGGAGAUGAAGGCGCGGCAAGAGUUCCAGCGCGCCAAGAUGGAGGCGGAAUUAGAGCGGGAGAUCCGGCGGGAGCGCGAGAAGCGGCGCGAGGCGCUGCGCAAGGAGCUCGAGACGCAGGAGCACGACAGGAAGCGCCAGGCCGACGAGGAGUGGCGGGGCAAGGCCGCCAAGAUUGAGGAAGACGCGGCGGCGGAGCUGAAGAAGGUGCGCGCUGCGAAGUCACGCGAGCUGAAAGAAGAUCAGGAGUGGCUGGAGAAGGAGGCGGAGGCGGAACUAGACCGGGCGCGCGAGGAAAUUGGGCGCGCCAAAGACCUGCGGCUGGAGCGGCUGAAGCGAGAGACGCAGGACGACAUUGAGAGGGAGGAGGAGCGUGCGGAGGUGCGCAAGGCGGAGCGAUCAAAGCAACUCGAGCGCUCGUUGCAAGACCUCGAGAGGGACGGCGCGCGCGCGCUCGAAGAUGCGCAGCGCAGGGCGGCAGAACACCGAUCGCAUGUUUCCGCAGAAGCGGCGGAGGGGCGUGUGCUGACGUCAGCGCGAGUCACGGAUGACGACACGGAGCGGAGGCUGACAAGAGGAGGCGGGAGCAGGGGAGCAGAGAUGGAGGCUUGGCUCACGCAGCCUGUCGGUGAUAAUGGAGAAGCGAGGGACCCGAGAACUCCGGCGGCCAGGUUGCAAGCGGCUGCACCGGUGUCAGAAUCAGGUACCCAAACGGCGGAGGUCGGAAAGAGACUGGGUAGGGAGCCGCCCGGGGAGUUGAACCGGGCGCGAGACGAAGCGGAGGGGCAGGAGCUUCAGGGCCUGGAGCAAGUCCGAGAGGAGGCCAACUCGGAGCGGUCCGAGAUUCUGCAGCACUUCAUGCGGGACGCGCUGGCGAAGCAGUCUCAGAUGUUGCGGCACGCGACGUGGGAUGCGGAGGAAGGAAGGGUUGACUCCAAGGGGCAGCGGGGAAGCGGGCCGAAGAAGGGUGGCAGUGUGCGAGGCUCCGGCAGUUUGUCUGGGUCGAUUACGGACGGUCUGGGUCCUGCGUGGAGUCCGCAUGCCAGGUCUGAGGGGGGCAGCCCCGUCCGACGAGUGCACAAUGUCUUGCCACGUGGCCAGUCGUUACCCGGGCACACGGGGGAUCCCCUCACCCCGGAAAGGCUUGAUCGAGUGCAGAAUGUCUUGCCACGUGGCCAGUCGUUACCUGGGCACACGGGGGAUCCCCUCACCCCCGAGAGAAAAACACCGCAAGGGGGGGGUCCAGUAUUCGGCCGACCGGGGACGGUUGACGAUGUGUCUAAUGGAGGGGAAAGUUUCGGGGCGGAAAGCGCGCCCCCUAGAUUGGGGAGAAGCCCCGAGGGCCAGCGGCAAGUACUCCCGGGAGACCCCGACAUUUCGACCGCGCAGCUGAUGGAGGACCUGCGGAAGCACAAGGUGACGUCACCGGAACGGAUGGUCCGGCACGGGCUCGAAAGCGAAUCCGUAAAGAGUAGUAAUGGCAAUGGUAGCCUGGCGCACAGCGGAGGGAGCGGCGCGAGCCCCGAGAUGAGCAGCGGGUGGUCGCUUUUGCUCGACGAGCAGAACGAGAAGGAGGGGAAUGUGGAGAUGAGGCUCGGGCGGUUGAAGACCAGGAGUCCCGAGCCAAACCUAACCCCUGUGGUUAAGCUAGCGUUCCACGAUAAACCAGACAAUGAGGCAGGAGUUGAUCACAUAGGGGACAAUAACCCUGGCUACGGUUUAGCAAUCCAGGCGACGAUCAUGGCCCCCAUUUCGCCCCUUCCCCACAAAGACCUUGUUUCGGGGGGGGCCUCGUCGAUCAUCCUAGAGGCGAAGGUCCCUUCUGGUGCCCACUUUGCGAUCAGUGAUGCACCGUCCGGCGCUGCAAAGGCGCAUGCGCUACCCUAUGACGUCAGCCGUCCGUCAGCUGCGCCACUCCUGCCCGACGCCCCCUGGAACAAGAGCACCGACCGGCACAAGCCUCCACUUCCGGGCCAGUCGCCCGCUUUCCGCAUAUCCGAAGAGGCCUUCUUCGUCGAGCCAGCCCCCGAUUUGGUGCCCGAGGGGGGGUCGUUGCUGGACGAGAUCACCCCCCCAGAAAGCGAGAACCCUCACGAGGAUUUCGAAGACAUGGAGAGCCUGGCGAGCACGGUGACGUCAGCGCGUGCGAGCGGGGUCGACGGGGCCCGGCACGUGUGGGAGGAGCACUUCGGGGAGCGCGGGAGCAGUGCGAUGCUUCGAGCCAAUUCGUUGCCCGUGCAGCGAACGGAGGACGUCCCGCCCGCGCCACCUGGCGGGCUGUCGUUGGCGGAGAAGGCGCACGUGUUCCUGACCCACCAGCGCAAGUUCCUCAAGGAGCGGCAGCUCAUCAUUGAGCAGGCGCGGGCCGACUGGAAGAAGCGGCUCCAGGAACUAGACCAGCUGGCGGCGGGCGAGGAGCGGCAGCGCAAGCGCGGCUUUUUGAUGCAGCUCAAGGUGACGCUCGAGGACGCGGCACAUCGGGUCAACCAGGAGGCGCGCCAGAUGCGCGCGCUCAAGCACGAGCUUCUAGGGGAGGCCGCUCCGCCCGCCGGAGUUCCGUUUGAGGUCGGCCGGGCCACGUGA